AUAAUCAAGAAAUAUGAAAAUGAUAAUUAUCCCUUUACUAGGGAUUUGCAAUUGAUAGUCAAUUAUUUGGUUGUCUUAUAAAAUUACAAUUUCCUAUUUAUUCUGCAUCAUCACUAGUGCAAUUUCAGGAACCCAAAUUCAUUCAUUCCCAAUUCAAUCUUUUGUUUUUCUCAUCAAUUUCUUCUUUCUAUGCCCAUCUCCCCAUCAAUGGCAGUUGCCCACCUACUGAAAAGUGAAAACCCUUCUUCCUCUCUCUAAAAUUUCAUUUUUUUUUAUAUUACCCCACUAAUCUAAAUAUUUAUUUACAAAAAUAUCUAAAAACCCAAUUUUAUCUUUGUCAAAAUUUAUUUAUAACUUGAUAAACCCUGUAAAUUUUGUUGUAUAGUGAUUUAGUAAUUUGUAUGAGUGAGAAAUGAUUGGAAGAAGGCAUGCGAUGAGCUGGAGAAGAGUUGCAAAGUCGUUACAAGGAUUGGCGGCUCAUGGCUUGUUAUUCACUUUCACCCUCUUGCUUGUUCUUAAGCUUGAGCAUGUCGCUUCCUACUCUUGGUGGGUUGUCUUUUUGCCGAUAUGGCUGUUUCAUGCUGUUGUUGCCCGUGGAAGAUUCUCCUUACCUGCCCCUUCCGUUCCACACGAUCGUCAUUGGGCACCUUGUCAUGCUGUUGUUGCAACCCCAUUGAUCGUUGCGUUUGAAUUGCUUCUAUGUGUAUACCUUGAGAGCCUUUCUGUUUAUGGUGUGGCUGCUGUGAGCUUGAAGAUUGUUUUCUUUCCCUUGUUGGCUUUUGAAACAGUUAUUUUGAUUGACAAUUUCAGAAUGUGCAGGGCUCUAAUGCCUGGAGAUGAAGAAAGCUUGAGUGAUGAAGCAAUAUGGGAGACACUUCCACAUUUCUGGGUCGCAAUCUCUAUGGUUUUCUUUCUUGCUGCUACACUAUUUACCCUUUUAAAACUCUCUGGAGUUGGUGUGAAAGGAAAUCAAGAAGAAGGUGACAUUGGUGCUCUGGGAUGGUGGGACUUGUUUAUCAAUUUUGGUAUUGCGGAGUGCUUUGCCUUUCUUGUUUGUACAAAAUGGUCAAAUCCCAUGAUACAUAGGAGUUCAUGCACUGUGGAGAAUGCUGCUUCUUCAAGUAGUGUUAGCUACCUUGACUGGACUAGUGGCUUAGUCGUUUUCCAAGAAGAAGAUCAGAACCAUGAGAGCCUGUGUGGUCUGCCCGACAUUGGUGGCCAUAUCAUGAAAAUACCAAUUAUCAUUUUCCAAGUGCUUCUUUGUAUGCGUUUAGAGGGAUCUCCUGCAGCUGCUAAAAAAAUCCCUAUUCCCGUUCUUUUUUCUCCUUUGUUCCUUCUGCAAGGUGUCGGGGUUUUAUUUGCCAUGUCCCGACUGGUGGAAAAAAUUGUUCUCUUGUUCCACACUGAUGCUGGACAAGGGCGGUAUUUUACCUUCUCCGAAAAACUUUGUGACUGUCUUGCAUUUAUGCACCAUGGUUCAAGACUGCUUGGCUGGUGGUCUAUUGACGAGGGAAGCCGAGAGGAACAAGCACAGCUUUUGCAUGAAGAGGCAUCUGGGUACAACACCUUCUGCAGUUAUCCACCUGAGAUCGUGAAAAAAAUGCCAAAGAAGGAUCUGGCUGAGGAGGUUUGGAGACUGCAGGCAGCUCUUGGUGAGCAGACGGAAAUAACCAAAUAUAGCAAACAGGAGUAUGAAAGACUACAAAAUGAAAAAGUUCUUUGUCGAGUAUGCUUCGAGAGAGAUAUCAGCAUUGUGCUGCUUCCCUGUAGGCAUCGGAUCUUGUGCAGUAUCUGCAGCGAUAAGUGCCAGAGAUGUCCAGUUUGUCGGGUCUGUGUUGAUGAAAGAUUAGCUGUAUAUGAUGUAUAGUUACAGUAUAGUGUUGAUGAUUGUGAAAUUCUCACCAAAAGUCCCUUUUUUUACUUCAUACUGGUGCUUGCCGCUCCAUGUUCUGUAACUAACAUGUCAUAAAUUAGGUUAAAAUUAGAGCAAAAGCAGCCUGUUCAAGCUUUGUAAUUUGAGUUCAAUGAUGUAAAUAUAAUGCUAUCACAUGUUCUUCACCUAACAUAUACUCUCUUUAAGGUUAAAUGUCAAUACCUUAGUCUGUUCUCUA
Amaranthus tricolor (Joseph's coat) is the source of this 2111-nucleotide messenger RNA. RefSeq lists its product as uncharacterized. The transcript has 15 exons. Bases 413 to 1867 code for a protein of 484 amino acids. The record is from RefSeq and is a predicted model, not a curated record. Lineage: Eukaryota; Viridiplantae; Streptophyta; Magnoliopsida; Caryophyllales; Amaranthaceae.